This is a messenger RNA of Monoraphidium neglectum, 1953 nucleotides long. RefSeq lists its product as hypothetical. The transcript is spliced from 15 exons. NCBI's taxonomy places the organism in Eukaryota, Viridiplantae, Chlorophyta, Chlorophyceae, Sphaeropleales, Selenastraceae. The record is from RefSeq and is a predicted model, not a curated record. Bases 1 to 1953 code for a protein of 650 amino acids.
AUGGACUCGGCCGUCUCCCUCCGCCGCCUGUCCCUCAAGCUCGACACCGCCGGCAACGUCCUCUCCGCCUCGGACGCCCCUGGGUCCCUGUUCGGCUUCCCCCCCUCGCGGCUGGUGGGGCGGAACGUCCGGGAGUUCCUGGACUGCUUUGCCGGACUGCCGGUGCGGAGCGGGCCCCAGGGGCUGGACGUGGAGCACGUGCUGGAGGCCAUGGUGCACAGGACCCUUGACCGGAAAGAGACCAGCUGGCGCUGCGGAGUGCGGCCCCCAGCGGAUGCCAGCACCACGGACGGGGUGCCCAAUGCGGCGACGGGCGGCGGCGGCGGCGGCGGCGGCCUCAACGCGCUGCAGGCGCUGCUGCUGGCCAACCAGACGCGCGCCGCCAGGAUGGAGCUCACCGUCGAGGAAGCUGACGAGGACCAUGGCGGCGGCGUGGCGUCCCUUGAGCUCCACCUGUGGCGCUCAGACAUGAUCAGCGCCGUCGUGGAGGUCGACAAGGACCAGAUCAUCACCAAGGCCGGCUGCUGCGCCCUGCACCAGCCAGGGCUGGUGUUUGGCGUACCCUCCAAUGCGAUGCUGAGGACUCCCCUCUCUCGCUGGCUCAGCGUCCCACACACGUACGACGGCCUGCUGCUGGAGGACAAGCGGCCGCACGCCAAAGGCACACGCGGCGCGGCCGGCGGCAAGCGGGGCGCGCUCAAGAUGAGCGCCGCGGACGUGAAGAUCGGGCCCCUGAGGCACUGCACAGGGCGCCACGUUGACGGCGACCAGCUGGCGGCGACGGUGCAGGCGAGUGCUGUUCGAGUGGGGGCGGUCGUGAAGGAGGGCGUCACCGGCCAAGUGCUGGUCGUCAAGCUGACGGUGGAGAAGCCCUCCAAGGGCAGCCCCCACUUUGCUCGCCGCAUGCUCGGCCUGGCAGACGUCACGGCGCCAAACCCGGCGGCUGGGGCAGGGGCAGGGACGGGGCAGGACCUUGCCGGCCGUGACAGCCGAGUGAUUGGCGGCCCCCGCGCCGUCGCCGCCGCGCCGGCGCCUGCCGCGGCCCGCGUGUCGCUCGCCGGCGGCGUCACGUUUUCCAGCCACCCCGGCGGCGGCGGCGGCGGCGGAGCAUUCCAUGAUGGAAGGGAGGAUGACGUUUCAGGGUCGGGCUCCGAGGGCGGGAUGGGCGGCGGGGGCGAUGACGAGGGCGGCGCGGCGGAGGAGGCAGCUGCUCUGCUGUCGGCAAGUGCAAGGGGUCCGCGUGCGACUCGCGACUGGGCCAAGUCGCGCCCGGCCAGUGACGCGGACGACGGCGCCGACGCCGCCAGCGACGCCGCCGGCGCCGGUGGCGGCGCGGUGCCCGAGGGGUUUGCUCUGACGGCGCGCGAGGGGUCGGGAACGGGAGGGCUGGAAGAGGCCAUGUCGCAGGUUUCUGGAGGCGACGAGGCCAGCAGCGCCCAGGAGGGCAGCGAGGGUGGUGGCUAUCAGUCCGACUUCAGGCGCGGCAAACGGAUGCGAAAGCUGGCCCGCAUGAUGCUGGGCAAGAAGGCGCAGGCCGCGGCCAACAGGUUCCACUGGCGCACCAUGCUGCUGAUCGCGGGCAUCAUGGUGGCCCACACCGCCUGCUUCGUCACCAGCAUCGUGAUGAUCGGGGGCCAGGCGCAAUACAUUGACGAGGUGGAUGACGCGGGCUCCGCAGUUAUAGGCCUCCACAGGAUGCUCAUCGACAACAGGCGCGCCUUCAGCACCGCAUGCAACUGCACAGGGGCCGGGGCGGUGCAGGCGACCUCCUCGGCGCAAGUGCUGCAGCAGCUCCAUGCGGGCGUGGAGCAUGAUGGAAUAUUCGAAACCAAGGACCUUGCCUCUUGGACUGCCCUGAUGCAGGACGCCGUGCACGUGUUUGAGGCGGAGCACCAGACGACGUACUUUGGCAGGCAAAAGAAGCUGCGGCGCUUCAAGAACAGAGUAAAGUGA